GUCCCACACACUGUUGCCGGUGAGAGCUACUAAUCCCCAGCGUUCAUGGUUUCCUCUGAGCCCGUAUUUAAUUCCUCUAAACCCCCAGCUGCCGCCCUGGUUACUCACUGAGCACGACAGACUGUGAACCGCGCUGGUUAUUAAUAAUUCACCAGCCAGCCCUCCGCUCCGCUUCUCCGGCCGCGGCCGCAGGACACCCCGCGUUCUCGCUGGUGCGUUUGUGCAGCCACGCAGUGUAUCACUUUUAGCAUUUGACUACUUAAAUUUGGCUGCACGGGCUCUCACGCGGGGAUACACAAAAUUCUGCUCCUUGUUACUGCGUUCAGCCUAGAGUCCCAGCGUUGCCCACCAAGUCCCGCUAUAGUCUCUGAUCCAACUCUGAUGUCUGUUUGCUGUUGCGACAUCCGUGCUGCCACAUGGUGAGUUUUGUUUUAGGCGCCGCUCUCUCCGCAACUUUCUCUGAACGCUGAGGAGCAGGUGGAGGAGGACCGAGGAGGACUUGCAGCUUCUUUUCAGCAAAGCCCGAACGUGCAAAAGACAAGUCGUCGUCCCCUCAGCAGAAGCAACAGCUGAUCUGGUGAGCGCGUAAGCAGAGUGCAGGCUACUUACUGUCGGUGCUCAGUCAGACUGCUGCUCUGUCACUCGGGCUCAGACGUAAGUGUGUCGGUGGCGCACAGCGCGGCGACUCGGUGGACAUUACGGUACCGGGGCAGAUCGGCGAGAGAGCGGACGCUUUUCAUGGAAAUACCACGAGCGGAAAGCGAACACAAACACCUUGAAUGAAGAAGCCGGGAAGCAGACGACUUGGAUUAAAUGGUUCUAUCGUCCUUUGCUCUGACUAAUAGCUGACUACAAAUUACAAGAAAAAUGUUUACCGGGCACCAGGCUGUGCAUUAGGGCUCUUUUGCUUCCGGUAUAAGGCCAGGUCGAACAAGAAAUCGAGCUGUUUUCUCUCUCCCACACACUUUUUUUGGAAGCCGAACUUUUGAGAGUGGAAAAUGGGUCUUUGAGAGUGUUGGCAAAAUUCCCUACACCACAAUGGCAACCGAAACCUUUCUGUUGAAUGAAGAACCCUCCAGAGGUCCUGGGAUGCCUGAAUGCUUUGUAGUAUCAGAUUCAUACAGGGAUGAAUUUCAUCCCUUCAUUGAGGCCCUCCUCCCCCAUGUCCGUGCCUUCUCCUACACCUGGUUUAACCUGCAGGCCCGUAAGCGCAAGUACUUCAAGAAGCACGAGAAGAGGAUGACCAAGGACGAAGAGCGCGCAGUCAAGGACGAGCUGCUAGGGGAGAAGCCAGAGAUCAAGCAGAAGUGGGCCUCACGUCUGCUGGCCAAGCUCCGCAAGGACAUCCGGCCCGAGUUCCGUGAGGACUUUGUGCUCACCAUCACGGGGAAGAAGCCCCCCUGCUGCGUGCUGUCCAACCCCGACCAGAAGGGCAAGAUCCGUCGCAUUGACUGCCUCCGCCAGGCCGACAAGGUGUGGCGGCUGGAUCUGGUGAUGGUCAUCCUCUUCAAGGGCAGCCCCCUGGAGAGCACGGACGGAGAGCGGCUGGUGAAGUCGCCCCAGUGCUCCAACCAUGGGCUGUGUGUCCAGCCGCACCACAUUGGAGUGACAGUCAAGGAGCUGGACCUCUACCUGGCCUACUUUGUCCACACACCAGAACAAUCAGGACAAUCAGACAACUCAAAUCAGCAAGGAGAAACAGACGUCAAGCCCCCACCAAAUGGACACUUGAGUUUCCAGGACUGCUUUGUGACUUCAGGGGUGUGGAACGUAGCCGAGCUGGUCCGAGUGUCACAGACCCCAGUGGCUACUGCGACUGGGCCUAAUUUCUCUCUGGCUGAGCUGGACAGUCCUGGCUACUACAACAUCAACCAGGUGACCCUGGGACGGCGCUCCAUUACAUCCACCCCUUCCACCAGCUCCAACAAGCGCAAAUCUAUUGACGACAGUGAGAUGGAGAGCCCGGUGGAUGAUGUCUUCUACUCAGGCCGUUCCCCUGCAGCUGGCAGCAGCUCUCAAUCCAGCGGUUGGCCCAAUGAUGUGGAUGCAGUGCAGCACCAUUUGGCCAGUGUGCAGGAGAGGAAGAUUAAGCAUGAGAGCGAUGGAGUGCAGUUUCCUUACCAUGGACUCUCACCGCCUGGUUCUCUUAAGAAGCCGGGGAAAUUCGAUUUCAGCGCCCUGUCCUCCCAGACGAGGUCCCCCCGCAUGGCGUUCACCCACCACCCACUGCCAAUGCUGGCGGGAGUGAGACCAGGGAGCCCCCGUGCUUCAGCCUCAGCUCUGCACUUCCCAUCUCCCUCCAUUAUCCAGCAGUCUAGCCCCUACUUCACCCACCCAACCAUCCGCUAUCACCACCAUCCUGGCCAGGACCCCCUGAAGGAGUUUGUGCAGUUUGUCUGUGCUGAUGGCUCAGGGCAGGCCGCUGGACAGCAUACUCCACGCCAGGCGCCACAGCUCCCAACAGGUUUGUCGGCAUCGGAUCACGGGACAACAACUUUCUGAACAUCCCGCAACAGACACAGUCUUGGUUCCUCUGACAAGAUCUGUGUAAAAACCAGCAACUAGAAUUCUUUCUUUACAAUUGGAAAUAGAAAAACCCUGCAGGAUAAUAAUUGUCCUCCAACCAACCGACCAACCAGCCCCGACAGUACUUCUGACCUGAUACAAAGUACAACCCAGUAACACAGGAAAUUUACAGCAGCAUGAUGCUUUUAGACUCUGGACUUGUUCACCCAGUCAGAGGGAGGAACCUUUUUAAGCAAAAGUGGGAUGAAUGGAAAGAAGACUGGAUGGACGUAAGGAUGCCAGGAUAGAGAGGGGUUAAGAGGACGAACAGCAGCAAGCAAGGCAUCUCUUCUGGAAACCGCCAAACCAGCAGCCGUGCAUGAGGAGCCUGAGGACGAAGAAGACGCAUUGUGUAACAAAUGGCUAUGAAAAUCAACUGUCCAAACAAACACACACAACCAGGUCCCCUACCAAAAAAAUGACUUGACCAGUGUUUUUAUCCCUCUGUAUCACCACUGAUUGUACACAGGCCUGUGUUACCCAACUCCUAAUGAGAGAGAGACCAUGCCAAAACAUCUGGAUUAAGGGUUGCACUACAAGCUGAAUCAAUUAACACUAAUUUUAAUGAUGUGCACUAUUUACCUGCGGAGCAUGGGAGGUAAACCCAACUUGCCUAUUAAGAAUUUUAAAGAGGUAAAACCAAGGUACAAGGAGCCUUUGCGCGUCCCCGGCCCCUCAUUGUUAGGUUCGAUCAAAUCACUGGCCCCCACUCAUUCUCCCCACGCAAAACAUCCUCACUAGAAUCUGUGCCAUGACCACAGUACGUACAACUAAAAAUACAUCCAUGCAGUUGCCCAGUCUCACAUUUUAGUAUUUAUAGGUGGUGGUGUUAUGUUUUUGAUUUUAUAUGCACAUAGAGUAGGCCCCGUGUACUCUCUACCUGUUUGAUUAGAUCCAAACCAGCAUAGUUGUCAUGUGUGUACAUCAUUCUCAUGACAAUAGAGAGCAGCUAUUGGUUUCCCCCCUUUUUUUGCCCUCUUUUAAUGUAGGUGAAUGAUUUUGUUAUCUCUUCCGUGUUGUCUGAUUUGAAUUUAUUCCUUUUGGAUUUAUACUAUUUUAUAAUUGUUUUGUAUUUGAAUGACAGCACCUUAUAGUGAAACAUGGUGGGAGACAUAUGUUGAUGCGACAUAGACAGGGUGGUUGGCAAAACCCAAAUCAGCAAAAUGCUUUCAGAGUUCGACUUUGACGGGACUGCGAGAGACGAGACCUUUGAUACCGCUCUGAUGUCUGUACAGUAAAUAUGCUAAAAAAUAAGCUAACAUGAGAAGAGUUUAGUAGUUUCAGGGGGUAUUAGUAGCAGUGGUCUGGUCGUUUUGAAUUAGUUAAACAGUACAUUAACAGUUAAAAGUCAAUUUUGUAAUUGCUUAACCCGAAACUCAGCUGGAAAAGAAUCAGAUGGCUUGAAAAUAAAUUUGAGUGGUUAAGGUUAGGGGAAGCUAUUGGCCAAGCCCCUUUACAAAAGGCCUGCCUUCCUCAAAAAGGUUUAGUCGGCAUGUUUACCGUACAAACAUGAGACUGGGAUUCAUUCAUUUCUCAUCAAUACAGAGUAUUUUCCAAAUGUCAGACUUUAACGUGAUUCAUUUGCCACAUUCUGCACUGCAGGACCACACAAUGCCGGAUUUUGACAAUCACUGAAAGCGCAUGUCUUCAGAGAACCUGCAUUAAUCGUACGAAGCGUUGAAAACGACCUGCAUCUUCUGUCCGACCCAGGUCUGGCCAGUGUCUGCUGGGGGGGGGCAUAUGAGUGAAGGAGUGACGUUUUUGCUGAAGAUGGGACCCAGAGUAAAGAGAGAGAAUAGCUCUUUUUUCUGUCUCCCUAAAGUUUACCCAGUUGUUUACACUCCCAGACAGGCUGCUGCUCCAAGAGCAGAGGGAGCCUUAAUGCGGAGCAAAAUGAAUAUGUGACAUAUCUGGCUGUUUUUGUUUGUUUUGUUUUGGGUUUUCUUUUUGAGCAGGAAUGAGGGCCUCUAAGGCAAGUAGUCGGAGGAUUACAUCAUCGGUUGCUAUUUUAAUCCCUCUAACACACACACCAGCAUUACCCCUUUCCUAUUGCAAAUUAAUGAGCCCUUAAUGAUCAAAACUGCACUAAAACAAUCAUACCAGCCAACCUUAUGAGAGUUUCUUUAGUUCUAUUAGUUUGUUUCUUCAUGAGUAGCUAGACCACCACUUAUUAUUCCAAAACAGUGGGCGUAUCAACUGGGAUGGGAAGACACUCGUAGAGCACAGGUCACUAUUGUUAAACAAAGAGACCUAUAAAGACCACUCGCUAUUAGCCCAAACACAUCUCCUGUGCCCAAUUCAAAUCAAAGGGAAGUCUUAUGAACAGACAAUCUGAGGAGGCUGUUAUGCUUUUAAUCAUUUCACAUUUGUUCUGACCGUUUCGGUUAUUGUCCCAGGAAGAAAAAAUAAAAACAGCUCAAUUAUAUUCACCCAUCCAACCUCACAAAAUAACUGGACUGCCUGGCCAUGUUCUUCACUGCAGGGAAACACAACACACAACUGACUGGCAACCAUCUCAUCAGCUUGAUAGAAAGAACUAGCUCCGCUGAGUGUGAUAUUAACGAUGGCUAAGGUGAUUUCUUUUUCUAAUCUAUGGAAGUGCCUCUGUAUUCCCAUUAUGCAAUUUGUCAAACAUGAAUUCAGGUUCUUUUUCUCACAUAUAAGCUAUAGUGAAUGGUGAAAAAUUUAUGUCAGGAAAGAAAAACAAAAACAGUGACAGUGACUAGAUAAUCGCAAGCAUCUUUAUAUAUAAUACACAUAUAUAUAUAUUUAUAGAUAUAUAACUUUUUUUAUUUGCAAGAUAAGCUCUGUGGCAGUCUAGUUAUUUUUUGAAGCAUGGCUUACAUCACGCAGUCAUAGGAUGCAUCUAAAUGACAAAAACAACAAAAAAACAGGCUGAUUUGUCUCUGAACUCACGCUCUCGUCGAAUGACCUAAAAGAAAAAAGCGACUCCAUGGCAAACGCAACAAUAGAUACAUUGACAAUGAUGACAAAGUAGUUGAGGAUUUAAACAUUUAAAAAGAAAAACAGAUUGACUUUUGUUGUUUUCUUUCUUGUUUUGAUGGGAAGUAUUGUUUUUAAAAUUAAAUGAUGUAUGUUGAUUGAGCCAUGUGCAAUGCCUUGGUAGAGGAAUUGUGUUUGUUUGUUAGCGAUUGUUUGAGGGUAUGACGCGAUAAAAGGUAAAACCCUCGAUGAAUAUUCUUUUUUUUUUGUUUUGUUUUUUCCUUUGUUUGUUUUCAAGUCCACGUGCUCUGGGACUCUAAACACGAGGGCAACGAGAAACAAAUCCCAGUCUUUGUAAGUAAGUUUGUUUUGUUUUUUUAUUUCUUUUUGUUUGUUAUUUUUUUCUUUAUAUCACUUUAUAUCACUUUUUCACAAGAUUUGUUCUUAAAAUGUGGGAGGGCUGAAGGAACAAUUUUGCAACUCUUAAAAUAUAUAUCAUUAUGAAAACUGGUGCUUUCAUAAAGAAUAAAGUACACUCAAUCUCUAUUAUACAUAAAUAAUAAUAAACAAAAUUAAGUGUUAUCAUAAAAGCAAAUUUUAGGAAAACAUGCAUUAUUCUAUUUUUCUUUUUGUAUUUACGGGGGGGGGGGGUUAAUGUAUGAAAAGGUUGUUGUGACAAAAGGCAUUUUUCUUUCCCCAACCUUUACACCAGAUGGAACAGAUCCUUUCUUUUCUGGACUCGACACUAGUGAGCUUAAUGUGGGACAAAGACAAGAUCUUCCCCAGUUUGAGAGAUGCACAGGCGCGACUUCCUUGUUUAAGAGAUGAAAUGUAGAGCGAUUCCUUAUUUGGUGUAAAUGUCUCGUUGCCCCGGUGACGUCAGAGGGAUGUUGCCAUCAAUUCGAAAAGAACGUGAACCCCACCCUCCCUCCCCAACCUCCCUCUCUCUAUCCCUUCUUGAAUCCCCAUCUACCACUGUAAAUGAUUAUAAAUAUUUGUUUGGUGAUGUAGUGUUUUAGACUCAGAGCAUCUUAAAGGUUGUCCCUAAAAAGUGCCUUUUGUUCACAGAUUCCAUCUUGUAAUCCUGAGUGCCCAUCUCUAAAGAAAAGAAAAGUCCCCUCCUUCAUGCUUCUUUAUCUUUCUCUCCCUCUUCUUUGAGCUUUUAAAAGCAGUAUACAUAGUACUAAAGGAAAAUUGGUGUGAUUUAGUUCCUCUUUUUAUUGUUGAAUAAUUAAGAAAAGCUGAAAAAGAGAUAAAAAAUUCUGUCUUGCUUCUCUUCCUCUGUAUCUUGUCUGUCUAUCUUGGACACUGGAGUAGUCUGUAGCCGCGUAAUUUUUUCCUUCCUUCCUCCCCCUCCCUCCUUUUCUCUUCUCCCUCCUCCCUUUCUUUAAACGGCGGGGUUUAAAAAAAAAGUACAAAAUAACAAAAAAAAAAGGAAAUACGCAAAGAUUUUUGUCUGAGCAGAAUGCAGUUAGCUCACAUGUUAUUCUUGUCUGUACGCUUCACAUUGUAUUACCAUACCCAUCUUCUUCAGCUUCUCCAUUCAACAGCUAUUGUAAGUGAACAAGUUACACCACGGGGCUCUGGGCUGUGCUGAGGACAGGCACCGGGGCGGGGAGACCGUCUCUCCCCGUCCCACCCUGGGAGGGAUCCACAACAAAUCAGUUCUAUGUAAAGGGGUGAAAACACUCACAGAAAACAUUUGUCCUGGACUAAGGUGAGGGAGACGACCGGUCCCAUAGCUAGCAUAGGCCGGUUUGUUUGUAAUUUUAGCUUCUAACUAUUUAUAUUUAUAAUUGAAUUUGGAUUUGCUUUUGGAUUACUUACUGUCAUUGUUAUUGCAAAACUUGGCAGAUCAAGACAUUCGAUGCACCUUUUGUAGUGGUUGAACAAGACCAGCUAUAUAAAAAAAAGCGAAAAUUUACUGGAAGCACCUUAUAAGUGGACCAGCUCCACAGCAGAGGAGACUGAGCGUCUCAGUUUUAGCACAAUCAUUGGAAAUGUUUUGUACUGAUUCGCCAAAGUGAUAUGGAUCUAAAAGCUGUAAAAACCUCUACUAAUAAGAAUCAUAGUUUAAUAUACUUUGGCGACCCCUACAAAGAGCACAUUGAAAUUAAAUUCCUCCAGCAAUGAUAGAUUAAAUAUUUAAUUAAUUUAAUACUAAAGAGACUUAUGCAAUUUUAUUAGUCCCCAUCAAGCAAAUUGUGCCAGCAGCAGUAUUAUAAAUCCAGCCUCGACGAGUGAAAGCACCACAGAAGCCAUAUCAGAGACGAGCAGGUUGCACAGGGCAGAGGGUGUAUGUGAGUGCAAGCGUAUGUGAGUGCAAGCGUGUGUGUGUGUGUGUGCGUGUGUGCGCGCGCGCACGUGCGUGGGUGGGUGCACAAUGCUCUACUGAGGGGAAGGGACACCUUCAGUACCUGCCCCUGCACUGUUCAGGGAGCACAGUCGGACCCUGUGGCUUCUUCUUUCUUUUUCUUAUGUUUGGCUUGAACGUGUUUUUGUAGGACACUGGGCAGUGUUUAGCGAUGUAGCCCCUCGACCACCCCUGAAUAGCCGAAGCCCUCACACAAAUAUUAGUGCUCCUCGCCUGCCCCUCAGAGCAGCCCCUCCUCAGUCACUCCUCCCAGAGCCCAAGGUGAAAUGCAUGUGUUAAUUACAGUUUCUUUUCCAUAAUAAUAAUAAAAACAGUUUGAAAAGAGCAAAACCUUUACUUGAUUGAAUAAAAGGAUGUUCUUGGCUGUA
Betta splendens (Siamese fighting fish) is the source of this 8250-nucleotide messenger RNA. It is a transcript of the gene nfixb, whose product is annotated as nuclear factor I/Xb. Gene Ontology annotation, molecular function: RNA polymerase II cis-regulatory region sequence-specific DNA binding; DNA-binding transcription factor activity, RNA polymerase II-specific. The record is from RefSeq and is a predicted model, not a curated record. Bases 1039 to 2502 code for a protein of 487 amino acids. Lineage: Eukaryota; Metazoa; Chordata; Actinopteri; Anabantiformes; Osphronemidae. The transcript has 12 exons. Gene Ontology annotation, biological process: regulation of transcription by RNA polymerase II. Gene Ontology annotation, cellular component: nucleus.